AAACCCUGGUGGCAUAGUGGUUAAGUGCUACAGCUGCUAACAAAAGGGUGGGCAGUUCGUAUCCGCCAGGCGCUCCUUGGAAACUCUAUGGGGCAGUUCUACUCUGUCCUAUAGGCUCGCUAUGAGUUGGAAUUGACUUGAUGGCACUGGGUUUGCUUUGGUUUUUUUAUGAGUCAUGAAAUGAUACUGGUGAGUGAGCUUCUUAGCUCAAGUAGACACAUGAGAGACUAUGUGAGCAGCCUCUGCCUGGAGGCCAGAAGAGAAGGUAGAGGGGGACAGGAGCUGGUGGAAUGGACAUGGGAAAAUACAGGGUGGAGAGGAGGAGUGUGCUGUCAUGUUGUAGGGAGAACAACUGGGGUCACAUAACAAUGUGUUGUAUAAGUUUUUGUAUAAGAAACUGACUUAAUUGUAAACUCUCACUUAAAGCACAAUUUAAAAAAAAAAUGAAAAAAAAAUAGUGUGAAAAUAGAUAAAUAACACCCAAAUGAAAACAAAGGCUAUUUAUUCAGAGCUUGCUAUGGCAAGGGAGGCAGCCUGAUAGUGGCUUUGGCGGGGACUGGGAAAGCUUUAUAGCAAAAAAAAAAAAAAGGGGGGGUGGGGUGAGGAGGGGGAAGGCUUCAGGUGUGCUCUCAUGGGAAGCUGUUGGCAUGGAGAAGCUGGAGUUAGGCUAACAAGAAGUGGGGUUCUAGUUAGCUCCAUAUAAUUGGUUUGGGGAGCAUAUUUGGCUUUCUUUCUUUUGUCGUAAGUUGGAAGCGGUGGCAAAAACGAAAGAUGCUGUUAAUUAUUAAUCAAGUCCUGGCCAUUUGGUGCUCAUUAUUCUAGGGGUUGUCAUCUGGCUUCCUGGACUGGUAGCUGCAGGUAGUAGUUUGACUGCCUGGGCUGGUUGCUAUUUUUGUAUGUGAUCUGGUCUUUGUCUUUUGUGUAUUCAGUCUUUCAGUAGAAAGAAUACUAUAAUGAACACUGACCUACUCACCACAUAGUUUAAUGAAGUUCUGAGAUGGGGGGAUUUGCGUGGGGUUCAGAGGAGAGGGUACUUAGGGAGGGGAAUGAGCCCGGGGUCCCAAACUACACACACACACACACACACACACAGACAAAUGUGUGCAUCGCUGCCUCUGGGGCUACAGCCCCAACCAUAAUGGGGAACCGCAGCCCGAAAUUCCGUCCUGGUUCCUUCCUUCUUUCUAUAUUUGGCUGCAUUGUGUUUCCCCAGCUGACUCCUUUAUAGGUCCUGGUUCCCCUCUGAGGCCCCAAGGCUUUGACAGCUCUGGAGGACGAGGACAUGGCCAGAUGGGCAGCCCUGGUGAUGCUAGUUGCAGUGGGUACAGCCGUGGUAGCAGCCAUCAACCCCGGCUUUGUGGCCAGGAUCACCCAGAAGGGCCUUGACUACGCCUGCCAGAAGGGAGUCGCCAAGCUGCAGAAGGAGUUGGAGAAGCUCAAGAUCCCCGAUAUCUCAGACGGCGUUAAGUUGAAUCCUUUUGGAAAAGUGCAUUAUAGCUUAUACAGCAUAGUUAUCCGCAGUUUCCAGCUGCCCAGUUCCCGGAUAACACCAGUGCCCAAUGUGGGCCUUAAACUCUCCAUCAGCGAUGCUAACAUCAAGAUCAGUGGAAAAGCGAAGGCACGAAAGCGUUUCAUCAAAAUUAGCGGCAACUUCGACCUGAGCGUGCAGGGCGUCUCCAUCUCGGCUGAUCUGAAGCUGGGCAGUAACCCCAACUCAGGGCGUGCCACCGUUGCCAGUUCCAGUUGCAGGAGCAGCAUCAACAGUGUGCACAUAAAGGUCUCAGGCAGCAGAGUGGGGUGGCUGAUCAAACUCUUCCACAAAAAAAUUGAGUCUUGGCUCCGAAAUUUCAUGAACAAGAAGAUCUGUGAGAAAGUGGCCGAAGCUGUGUCCUCUAAGCUGCAACCUUAUUUCAACACUCUGCCAGUGAAUUCCAACAUAGAUGCUGUGGCUGCGAUCGAUUACUCGAUGGUGGCACCUCCGAUUGCCACAGCUGACAGCUUGGACUUACAGGCGAAGGGAGAAUUUUUCAGUCGGACCAACCGCAUCCCAUCGCCCAUUUCCCCAUCAGUGGCAGCGUUUCCCACUGAACACGACCGCAUGGUGUACCUGGGUAUCUCGGAUUACUUCUUCAACACUGCUGGGCUUGUGUACCAAGCAGCUGGGGUCCUGAAGCUGAUGCUCACGGAUGAGAAGAUUUCAAAGGAAUCCAGAUUCCGAUUGACAACCAAAUUGUUUGAAACCCUCAUACCUCAGGUGACCAGGAGGUUCCCGAACAUGAAGGUGCAGUUCCUCCUGUCCCUCUCCUCCCCACCACACCUCACCGUGGACCCCAGUGGCCUCACCCUCGUCCCUGAACUGGAGGCCCAGACCUUUGUCGUCUUCCCCAACUCUUCUCUGGCCCCCCUCUUCCUGCUUGGCUUGAGCAUGAAGAUUUCCGUGGCGGCUGGUGCCAGUUCCGACAGGCUGACUGGAGAGCUAAUGAUGAACAGCCUGCGCUUGGAACUGAAGCACUCAGAUGUUGGCUUCUUCUCGGUUGGAUCCCUGCAGACCGUCAUGAAUUAUCUGAUACAUUUUCUUGUGCUUCCCAUUGUUAAUGAGAGGCUGAAGGAAGGCUUCCCUCUCCCACUGCCUGCCCACAUCCAGCUUUCCAACGUGGUACUUCAGCCUCGCCAGGGUUUCCUGCUGUUCGGGGCAGAUGUUCAGUACUACAGCUAAAGUUGCCAGGGAUGCUGGAGGCUUUCAGCGCCUGUUCUGACAGGCCUGUGGGGCCCAGGCCAUCUUUCUCCAGUCGUCCCUUUCUAGACCUUGACCAAGAGGCCCUUGCAAACUUCUCUGAACUCAGAUUCAAGGAUGAUUUAAACACAGGGAACCUCAUUCACUGGAAAAGUGUACUGCGUAUAUUUUAGCUACCGUGAGCUUCUUUCAAGCUCUAAAGCCGUACAGACAUUUCCUACAGCCACUGAAUUUCAGUUGUAACCACAAUAUUUCUGUUUGUGCUUCCAAAAAAAAACACUUUCUGGGGCUUUUCCCCUCCUGCGGAAUUCUGAGUGCUAGUAUUUUUUCUUGUUUUGCGUCCAUUCAUUCAUUUCCUCACUGGCUAUUAUCAGUAUGGCCUACAGUGCAAAUAUAUAGCACAGACACACAGAUAUAAUCACCUCUUUUUUAGUUCUGUAAUUAAUCUCUUGAGCCUACAUUCGCAGAAAGUCCCAUUGCUACGUUUCAAGGACACCCCUCAUUCUACACUAAGAGUACUUGCUUGGGUUUUACUUAGUCCAAAUGGAAUGAGUCUUGCUUCCAAAUGUCACGCAGAGUUUGUAGAGUGGGUCAGUUCUCUGGGCUCUUGUUCCUAUUACUGCCACAUGGUGUCACUUUUGAACAGUAAUUCCGCACAGCCCAUUGUUCUCCUGUGUAGUCAUCAAUCCACUGGGACUGUAGGUCUUGU
Messenger RNA from Loxodonta africana (African savanna elephant), 3443 nucleotides. RefSeq names its product bactericidal permeability increasing protein (gene BPI). Gene Ontology annotation, biological process: negative regulation of interleukin-6 production; negative regulation of interleukin-8 production; negative regulation of tumor necrosis factor production. Bases 1283 to 2716 code for a protein of 477 amino acids. The record is from RefSeq and is a predicted model, not a curated record. The transcript has 15 exons. Lineage: Eukaryota; Metazoa; Chordata; Mammalia; Proboscidea; Elephantidae. Gene Ontology annotation, molecular function: lipopolysaccharide binding.